GCCGAGAGAAGAAUAAUUUACUCAUCGCGCAGGAUAAUUAAUAAUUAUCUAAAUUCACCAUGAUUCACCAUUGGUUAAAAAUGCGUAAGCAAAAAAUCAUGAAAACCAGGUUUGGAUAUUUCCAAGACAAUAGUGGGACAGCAAGAGAAAUUGAUUGGGUAUUCGUCCUAGUGAUCCAUUACGACUUCUCAUCAAGAGAAGGAUUUGAAUUAAAGAAAAGAAUUGGAGAUGCGGAAGAUGUUGAAAGGCUGCGAAGCACAUUUAAAGAAAAGAGAAACUGCUCGUUUCACGAAAUUUUAUCUCCAACAAAAGAUGAAUUAUUUGAGCUCAUUUCAAACGAGGAAAAGCUCCUGCAGCUUUUCAGAGGCAGCAGCUUAAACUGUGUGCCAGAGAUAUUCAUUCUUUUUAUUUUGUCGCACGGAGGUACCGAUGGAAUCAUAUACACAGACCAUUUUCAACCAGAGUCUAAGGAAAUGGUUUAUUUUUACCGACACGAUGUUUUCCAGAAACUUGCUUCUCUGAAAAAGUUCAAAACCUGCCUCAAAUUCAUCAACUUUGGGCCCUGUCGCGGACUUGAAUAUGAUCCAAUCUUGUCGCCAUCAGAAAACAAGCUCAAGACAAACUCUAAAGUAUCCAAAUUAUACUUCGUGCCAAACAUUUAUGAAAAUCUGGUUGUUGCUUACUCCACUCUAGAAACAAAGAUCGCAAAACGGGAGGAUGCCGCUAACUCGGUAACAAAAAUGGGAACUUAUUACGUCCAAUCAUUUUGCGACGUGCUUGAUGAGCUUCAACAUGACACAAAUUUCGCGGACGUUUUGACCAUGGUGCAGCACGAAGUGCACAGAACGACAACAACUAACCCAUUCAAUAAAAGUGGUCAAACUCCAGAAUUCACCUUAUUCCCACACAAGAAGAUCAUCAUUCGUUGCGUUGAAAAAGCGAUUUCUCAACCAGGCAUGUCUUGCGGUCAUGAUGGAAAAGCCGAUACUUCGCGUUUGAAAAAUACUCCAAUUCAACGUGAUGCAAGGGAGCAUUUUUUCAAAUGGCAGUCAGACACAGGAGAAACUUUGCGAAGUCGAAGAGCAGCAAUUUUUCGAGAUCCAGAAGUUUCGAAAUACCAAGCAAUGAAGAUGGACAAGGCACUGACGAGAAACCUUCUUUUUGAAACUUCCUUACACAAUAUCACAACGCGAGAGCUGAACAAUUAUUUUACUAAUUCUAAAUUGCUCGAUUAUGAGAAUGUGGGCUGCUGUUUGGCCGCGUUUUUUACUAAGACCCAAGUUGACGAAAAAAGUGGCGAAAUCAGCAUCACUACAACAGACGACGUGACUGUUCCGGCUGGAGACAUCAUUAGCACCUGCGUUGGGCCCGAAAACAAGAACAUGACUGGCAAGCCAUACCUCUUUUUCUUCAUCAACCAAGUUUCCCCAGCCGCUGAUAACAUGAUGCCUCAUGAGCCACAAUUGCCGAAUUUGAAUUACGCGAUUCGAGCUACCCAAUACAGCGGCUAUUUAGCUUUUUUCGCACUGAGCGAAGAUAUAUUUGAACGACUGCUGGAAAUUUUGGAUGGAAAACUUGUGAAAAACGGUAAAAGCAUCCAAGAACUACUGUCCGAGCUCCUUCAUCUAAAUCCAGAGGAUGUCUCCAACUUCAGUGCAAGUAAUAACAGGCUGAUGCUUAUUGCGUCAACAUUGCAGUACUCACUCGAUUUCCCAGACUUACCCAGUCGUUUCGUUCAACCAACGUUAAAAAUUUCCAAUCAAAAUUACAAAUUUGAAACAUUUUUGCGGCUAGUUGAAUCCUUAGAAAAUAUGAUGUUGGUUGUUUCAUCGGACGCUGGUAUGGGGAAAACAACAAUGGUGCUCGAACUUUCGAAUAUCUUGAGAAAGAAAAUGAAAAGAAAAAUUGUUCUUUUGCAACUAGUUCGGUUUUACGAAUUUUUCCCCAACGGCGAUGAUGAGUGCGACUGCACGCUGUACUCGCUCCUUGCAAAGGCAUUAAGCGUCACCGAGGAGAGAAUCAUAGACCUGAACAAUAGUGAAGGAUUCUUUGUCUUUUUAGAUGGGUUUGACGAAAUAGCGACCCAUUUUAAAGGUUUGACAUCAAACAUUUUACGAGAGCUGGUUAAGAGAAAAAUCCCAUUUCUUAUCACGACAAGACCAGAAGAAGAAAAUGCGCUUAAAAGUAUUUUGAAAGAAGCCAAAAUUAUUGGGCUUGAAAAUUUUGAUCGAAAUCAACAGCUAGAGCUUAUGAAAAUAGUCACGCAAGAGAGAGAGGAGGAGUGUGAAAAUAAAUUAAAAAGCUUUCGGGCCACUGCGAUGGGAGAUGUCUUGGGAAAUCCCUUGCAUCUCACUAUUGUCAGUCAGGGCAAAAAUGCUAAAAAUAUGUGGGAAGUUUAUGAUGAAUUUUUGCACACGAAAGUCGCUCAUGGAUUAGAAUUUAAAGAUAAUAUCCGAAUCGACAAUGCAAAAGGGCAAAUGCAAAUCAAGGACAGAAUUAAAUUCCUUCAAAAAGUAACGUAUGAUCAAGUGAAGAACGAUCUAAAAACAAAAGAAUUCAGCGAGGAUGAAUGCUGUAAAAUAAAUAACACGGGAGUUGCAUGGAUAAGUGGAAGUCAAAUUAUCUACACGCACAAAACUGUAUCAGACUUUCUUGUGUGCCGAAAAUUCGUUUUCGAGGUUCAGAACAAGAAAGCUGAAAAGGAUGCAACAAUCAUGAGUCACGACAGAUUGUCAGGAAGCAGAAGCUUCCUCGAUCUUUACCUAUCCCAAGACGAGAAAAAUUUCCGAUUAACUUUAAUGGAAAUCGUAAAGCAACACGUACCACCAAGGUCGGUUUUGUUUAUACUAAGCGAAGGCCACAAAAAUAUGUUCAACGCUUUUCAGGGGCUAAUUAGAGAAGCAGUUAACUCACAAAUAUCUGAUAUAGAUCUCUUGAAUAAAACUUUGAAUGCGACAAUUUCAAAUAAUAUUCAAAACGCAGAGUUUGCUAAAUUUUUACUGGAUUUUGAGUUUCCAAUAAAAGAUGAGGUGCAAAAACAUGAACAAACUGCAAUGGAUUUGGUAAUGACAAGAUUCAAGAAUGGUGAGGAUGCACUCUUUCUUGCCCAAAAGUUGUACGAUAAGAAUCAAUCGCUCGUCAAAACCGAGCCUAACGACGAAACAACAUUUCAGCAAGCAGCUGAAAAAAAGGAUUCAAAAAUGUGUGGUUGGUUGCUCGAAAUUAAAAAUGAUGAAGUUGAUUUCAUCAAAAUGGGCAAGCAUCCAUUUGACUAUGUUGCUCAAAACGCGCAAUUCGGACUCGAAGUUGGGAAAUACCUUAUAUCGAUAGGUGUUAAGCCUGAAGUCCAAAGUUUAAAAAAAGCCGUGCGGUUGAAUAAUUUCAAACUGGCAGAGCUUCUGUUCUUUAAUUUGGCAGACGAAAAUAAAAGGCUCGGGGGAAACAAUAUUCUUCACUUUGCCAUCCGUAUAGACAGCAUUGAAUUUGUCAUACACGUGAGCCAAAAAUAUGGAAAAGAAUUGGUCUCGCAACUAACAGAUCAUGGAGUGACUGCCCUGCAAUUGGCAGCGAGCUACUCUGGUUUGAGCAUGUGCAAGUUGAUUGAAAAGUUUGAUAUUGAAUUUCACGCCAGCGAAGACAAUGGGCAUGUUUUUUGUCAUGACCGGUGUCUUCCUGGUUUAAUUAGAAAUCAAGCAUUUCUAGCUGGUGCACCCUCUCAGAUAUCAAACGGUAUCGCAUACUUUCUAAGUAAUUUUAAGAAAAUACCCGGUACUCUGUGCCCAUCAAUGUUCAGCGUUCUUUCGCCUUCGGGUGAAAAUGCUUUUCAUGCAGCUGCUCGAAAUGAGAACAGAAUUGACGAGCUUGUAGCACUUGCUCAGCAUUUUAAAACAAACAAAGUGGCAAUUGAUCUGAAAAAUAAAAUGGGUAACACCCCAUUUCAAAUUGCAAUCCUAAAUCAACGAACUGACCUGGCUCUGUACUUGAUGAAAAACGGGGCGGAUGUGAAAAACAGUUGCGGAAAAUUCAACGCAUUUCAAUUUUUUAUAAUAAAUGAUAAUCUGGACGGGGCCAAGGAGGUUUACAAAAGGCAUAGUGAACUUCUGGGCCAACUCACUGACAAGGGCGAAUCUUGUUUGCACCUAGCAGUGAUGCAUUCCUCCAUAAAAAUGUUCAAUUGGCUUCUGCAAAUCGGAGCCAAUUUGCAUGCUGUGACUAAAAAUGGAGAUAAUGUUUUGCACCUGGUCCAUCAUCAAGUUCAUGAGGUAUAUGUCUCUCUCUCCAAAGAUGGAAAAAAUUUUGAAAUGUUCAACAAAAUUAAAAGCUGGGUAAAAUUUUUAGUUUCUAAAGGGGCUGACAUCAGUCUAAAAAAUAAUCAGGGAAAAAUUCCACUUCAAAUUGCUCUUGAAGAUAAAAGUACGCUGUCGCUAGCAAAAGAAUUGAUGGAAUAUUCAGCUCCUCCCGAAAUGAAGUUGGACGGGCAUAACCUGUUGCACAUUUUCAUUAAAUAUGAAAAUUUGGAUGACAUUAAAUACAUUCAUCAUUUGCAUCGUGAAUUGAUAAAAGAAAGAUCAGACAAAGGAGACUAUGCACUGCAUCUGGCUGCAAGAUGCUGCAAAGAUCGUGAAACCUUUGAAUGGCUCGUUGAAAAUGGGGCAGAUGUCCACGCGCUUAAUUGGAAUGGGGACAAUGUCUUACAUGUCUUAGCUUCAAAAUAUGAACUAAAUUUUGAAAUUGUUCAGUAUUUCUUUGAUCUAGGUGUUAACAUCAAUUCAAAAAAUAUCCACAUGUUGACACCACUGCAGGUAGCUGCUGAGCACUUGAGUUUUGGGAGUAUUCGUGGAUUCGUUGAGCUCGGAGCUGAACUUUUUAGAAACGGUGCGAAAUACAACGUGUUGCACGUGCUAAUUAAAAAUUUUAAACUCGACCUAGCAGAGUUCAUCCACUCAAAAGACAAUAAAGUCGUGACGGAGCUCACCGGCGACGGGUAUACAGCCCUGCACUUAGCAGUUCAGUUUUCAAAACUUGAGAUGUGCAAGUGGCUGAUUGAGAUUAACGGUGUCGAUGUACAUGCUGUGACAGAACAGGGUGACAACAUUCUCCACAUCGCGGCACGUCGACAUGAUAAUGAAGGGAAACAAAUUUUAGAAUACAUACUCGCAACUUUUGAGGUGAACAUUAACCAGAAAAAUAAAUCAGACGAGACUCCACUUUUCAUUGCUUUGGUCCCCGCGGAUAACAUUUAUGCGGCUAAAAAAUUGAUUGAAUCAGGGGCUGAUUGUAGAGUUAAAUGCGGUGGAGUUUCGCUGUUGCAUGCGAGUCUGGAGAACAAUGGAGAGUAUGCCUUGGAUGCCAUUGAACUGUUAAAAGACAAGGGUGUACUCGAGGAACUCACAGAAGAGGGAGAAAAUAUAUUGCACCUCUCUGCCAGAUAUGCGAAUAUCAGUACUUGCAUCUACGUGCAAAAUUUUGUCGCGGACCUGCAUGCGACCACAAAUGACGGCAGCACCGUUUUGCACAUGGCUGCCUUGAACAAAGUAUAUGGACGGGAUAUCAUAGAACAUUUUAUGUCGCUGGGUUUGGACUUGGACUUGGAAAAAGUAAGCAAUGAUGGAAAAUUAGCAUUAGAUGUUGCUAAUUCAAUACAGAACUACAAUGCAAGUAGCAUUCUAUUAAAGUAUUACAAUAUGUUAUUUCAACGUGAAGAUGCUUAUUAAAAUUGUAAUUUUUUAUUAAGUUUUCAAUUUUUAUUUUCUCUAAUUAUAGUUUUUAAUGAAAUGUUAAAAUGGUAAUUUUUGGGAGGCGUACAUCAAUAGGUUUUUGUAUUGAUUUUAUUUGUGAACAUAAAAAUAAAUAUUUCAAUAUACAUAGUUCAAUAUCAUUAAUCUGAAUAUACAUAUUUAUUGUCAAUUGUUACUUCGUAAGGGGAAAUUUUUGUGAUCAAUAAAAUAUAAUUAUAAUUAAUCU
Messenger RNA from Cloeon dipterum, 5964 nucleotides. RefSeq lists its product as uncharacterized. Gene Ontology annotation, molecular function: protein binding; cysteine-type endopeptidase activity. Lineage: Eukaryota; Metazoa; Arthropoda; Insecta; Ephemeroptera; Baetidae. The record is from RefSeq and is a predicted model, not a curated record. Gene Ontology annotation, biological process: proteolysis. Bases 60 to 5714 code for a protein of 1884 amino acids. The transcript is spliced from 9 exons.